Molecule: messenger RNA, 1052 nt
Organism: Prorocentrum cordatum
Lineage: Eukaryota; Dinophyceae; Prorocentrales; Prorocentraceae
Source: the annotation of a GenBank genome assembly
CUGGCGCCGCCGGCCCCGCUGGCGAACGCGGCGCGCGGGCCCCCGGGGGCGCGCGCCCGGGCCCUCAAGGGGGCGGGCAACGCCGCGCUGCGCCGGGGGAGGCUGCUGGCCGCCCUGGACGCCUGGAGGGAGGCCGAGGACCUCGGGGCUGGCGCUGGAGUCCGGCGACCCCGAGCUGUGGGCCGCUUGCCGCUCGAACGCAGUACUCGGGGAGCUGCGGCGGGGGGAAUUCGCCGCGGCCGACAGCUGGCGACGGAGCUCCUGGAGAGGUUCCCCAGGCACGAGAAGGGCCUCUACCGGCGAGGGCUGGCGCGCGAGUCCCUCGGGGACGUGCGCCGCGCCCGGCAGGACUUUGCGCGGGCCGUCGGCGUGAACUUCAUGAACGCAGAGGCCCAGGAGAGGCGCUGUCCCGGGUGGGCGGCGGCCGCGCAGCGCCCGAGGGCGACGAGACCGGGCCUCGUGCCGCAGAGACAAAGGGCGGGCGGCGGGCCGAGGGCAGGGGGUGCACGCAAGACUCGUCGGAGGGCGUCACCCACGCCGAUCCUCACUGCCGCAAGUGUUCUGCAGAGCGCUCGGGCGUGUGCACUUUUCCUUCGGUGAUGACCAUCGAUGGGCUGUGCCGCUGGGUCAAGAGGAGCGCGGAGAAGUCGCGAGCCAGGCCGGGACCCGCGGUCCGCUGGGGCCACCACCGGUUGGCCGCUGGCACGCUCGUGAAGCUCUUCUCUGGCGAGGAGGCCGUGGUCGACGCCACCGUGUUGGAAGGCCACCGCGUCGCCGUGGUCGCGGUGCCCAAGGGCCAGCGCCUCUUGUCCUGGGGCCUGCCCUUCGGCGUGGCCUCUCGGGACGACAUCGCCGCCGGGGAGUACGUCUGCAACGCGUCUGUCCUGAGCGCUCUGCGGCUUCGGCAGGUGGAGGGACUUCCGCGGGAGGGCAACUUUGACGACGCCAUCCUGCCCUAUCACCUGGAUGAGGCGAGCUUCCAGGGCGCGCCCCAGGUGCCCCUGCUCCCCCCGGAGCGCCGGCUCACCUUCAUGGGCUACGACCGCAGCGAG